AUGAAAUGCUCGGGGUGUCUCAAAAUUAUCACAAAGGAAGAUUACGUCGUUUGUACUUCUAAAUUCUGUUCAAGGACGCUGCAUACAAAUUGUUCUAAUGCGCGAAACCUUACAUCACAGCAAAAAGAAGUCUGGGUUUGCCCCGACUGUCAAGCUAGCACUAGGAAGAGUGGCGACAACGCUAAUACUCCUAUCCGCUCUAAUGAAAAUGUCACACACCGCAAGAAAACCAUUGCCACCACUUGCCAGGACACUCAGAGUUCCCCCAACCACGAAGUGAUAGCUGAAAUUAGAUCGUUACGGCAAGAUAUGAUCAACAUGCAGUCUGAUCUUAACAAACGUUUCGACGACCUCCUGUCCAGGUUUGGCGAGUGCGAAGCGCGUAUUAAAUCACUUGAACAGAAGGAAAAGAAAAAUGACCAGCUCAAGGCACAGGUCGCCCAACUUCAGAGCCAACUUAAUAAACAGACUCACAACGCUCUACGGUCUGAGAUAGAAAUAUUAGGGUUGACUGAAACUCCCAGGGAAAACCCUUAUCACCUUGCCUUGAUGACUGCAAAUAAAAUAGGGCUUAAGCUUGAAGAACACGACUUAGAUUACGUCUCACGAACUGGCACACUAAACAAUGGCAAACCUGGCGGGAUGCAGCUACCUCGACCACUGGUGGUCUCCUUUACCAGACGAUCCAAACGAGAUGAGCUACUCAAGGAAGCGAAAACUCGACGUAAUCUUGAUAGUCAAGAAAUAGUUGGACCGGGACCGCAGCGAAGGGUGUUUGUAAAUGAACGACUUACCUACGAAACUCGUCAUCUUUUUCGCGUUGCACGGAACUGGACUCGUGAACACGGCUACAAGUUUUGCUGGGUGCGAAAUGGCUCCGUGUAUAUCAGAAAACGAGAAGGACGUGAAGGCUCUCCGCCAAUUGCAAUCCAAGAUAUCAGAGACUUGGAGAAACUCUCAGGGAUACACUCCGCAAACGAAGCUAAAGAAGACCACCACUAA
Messenger RNA from Diatraea saccharalis (sugarcane borer), 1002 nucleotides. The record is from the annotation of a GenBank genome assembly. Lineage: Eukaryota; Metazoa; Arthropoda; Insecta; Lepidoptera; Crambidae.